Molecule: messenger RNA, 6306 nt
Organism: Bombus terrestris (buff-tailed bumblebee)
Lineage: Eukaryota; Metazoa; Arthropoda; Insecta; Hymenoptera; Apidae
Gene: ovo
Product: transcriptional regulator ovo
Exons: 11
Coding region: 460-3204 (914 amino acids)
Biological process (GO): regulation of transcription by RNA polymerase II; epidermal cell differentiation
Cellular component (GO): nucleus
Molecular function (GO): RNA polymerase II cis-regulatory region sequence-specific DNA binding; DNA-binding transcription factor activity, RNA polymerase II-specific
Source: RefSeq, a predicted model, not a curated record
CAACGAAGUUUCAGUUGAUCACUAGAGUUCGACCGUUCAUGUGUUCUCGCUCAAUCUGCGCUCCGUGUCGAAGAUAACUGUAAAUCCGCGACAAAGAAAGACGAAGUUUUACCUUGGACUAACCGAGAACAGAGAGGCUAAUCUAUCUCUGGGCUUCGCGAUUGGCGUGUAUCGUUGUUAAUAGUGACUAUCGCGGGAACCGAAGUGAUCCAAAAAUUCGCUGGUUAAUAUUCAACAUAUUUCUUUUUCUCGAGGUGGAUUUUAAUCAGAAGUAAUCAGUGAUUACUGAUCGUCGCUAGAAUUACGUCCUAAGAGACGAGAAGACACUUCGAGAGAUACCAGAAGUGAUUACUAGUGUGGUUGAUGUCUUUGAAGAACGCAACUGUGGCCGACCAUGAGAAUGGUGGCCUGAAGCCUUAGGGUGAAGUGUCACGUUAACAUGCGCUAAGGUUCAGCAGAAUGCCGAAAAUUUUCUUGAUCAAGAAUCGAUUGCAUCAACAACAAUUGAGACUAUUAGAGGCACACCACGCCGGAAAGAAUUCAUCGACUAAUGGUGCCGAACCUCUCAGUCUCAUUGUGAAUAAACACCAGUAUCGCGAGAAAACAGACGAUGAUCGAGCAACGACCCCGGAAUCAUUACGCAGCACCAGUCCAGCUUCUUCUCCACCGCCACAAUGGCAAUCGAGUACUCCAACCGAUACACCGCCGCGUCGAUUCAUCUCGAGUAUUCUCGGCGGAGACGUACCAUACGGGAGCAGAGGACACGUACUGACUAGGGCAGAACGUAAGGAAUAUAACAGCCCACCAAUAGUCCCCUCCUCUAGCGAUGCUACUCAAUUUCUCUCGAAAUCGGAGAAGCUGGUGCUACCCAGACCCGACACUCCUCCAAAAACGCCAAGAGUCGAACCACCGACUAGAGUGUCAGUCAUUCAGAGGGUGCCUUCACAAGGUCAGUCAACAUCUAGGAGGGAGGAUAAAAUUGAGGUGCCACAAGUUCACGAACCGGAACAGGAACAGCCAAUCGAUUACGCCGUGCCGAAGAGAAAGGAAGAGGACGAGGAGCGAGGUCGUGAAGGAGCAAAAGUAUCGCGCGCGAUCGGCAAUUCAAUUGCUAGGCCUCUUCUAGCUAUGAGAUUAUCUGGUCCUCAGGUAGUUCACGCAGCAGCAGGUCACGGAAGAUCUUCAACUUCUGGUAGCAGCGGAAGUUCCGGUUCUAGCAACGGGUCUAGCAACUCUGGUAGUUCCUCUUCUUCGAAUUCAGGCGGAAGUGGUAGCUACUGCGGAGGCGGGGCAGUCACAGGUGGUAGUGGAGGCGGUGGAGCUGUAGGCGGAGGUGCUGGAGGUGGAAUGAAUCCUGGUGGAAACGGCCGCGGAAAUUACGGUCCGAGUUCGCCACCCACUGGCUCUUUACCUCCCUUCUACGAGUCGCUCAAGGGCGGGAAUAAUCUGGCGAACUUCGCAAAUCAGUACAACAGUACUCAAGGAAACGGAUAUCUGACACCAUCACCGGCGGUAGGAAUGGACUGCGACGCAGGACAGCAAGACAUGAACUCGCAGCAUUCUCAGUAUAAUGCUCAAGAUGGCAAGCAAUACUCUCUUCUACAGAAUGUAUGCGCAUCUUAUGGUUUGACACUGAAAGAGGAGGAAGAUCUAUCAGCAUACAAAAUACAAGCAAACGAUUUGCUAUCGGGACAGUAUGGCGCCUAUGAUAUGACCGACACAGGAAUGAUGGUAGACAUGGUGACGGGCGCCGUUGUAGAUCCCCUUCAGUUCACCGCUACCUUGACCUUCAACUCACCCUCGGAUCAUACCGCUCUUCUUGAGAGUCUGAGCGACGCUGCCGAUCUGUUUCUACCAAGGCUACCAGCUGAGGAUGGUAGCAAUGAUCUUCUGGAAGAAUCUUUGCACUCGCCAGCUUCGGCUGGAAGUGGAAUCGGCCAGGACGGCGGGCAAAUGACCACUCCCGUAGAACCGAGCGUCGAUCCUUUCCCAGAGCACAGCAUGGCCUUAACCAGAGGCUUCGACACGUCGAGGAGCAGCUACACAGCAGUUCCUCAACAUUUCAGUUCGAAAUUAGGGCUGACCUACGCUACAGCAGAGUCAAGUUAUCAGCCCAUCUCCAAGGAACGCCCGGAGCUCGCGCUUCACAUUAAUCAGAACCACCAACACCAAUCAGAACCGCAGCUGCAACAGCUACAGAUACAGGUGCAGUUGCAACAACACCAACAGCACCAACACCAGCACCAGCAGCACCAGCAGCAUCAGCAGCAGCAACCGCCGCCGCAGCAGCAGCAAGCCACAACGACCUCUUCUCAUCAACAGCAACACCAAGGAUUGUUGAGUCCAGGAUUAAGUUUUACCGGUAGCGGUUUGGAAUUAGACUCUGGUAGUAGCGUUGGUGGGAGCUUACCAAGCCCAGGAGCAGCUAGCUGUUCUUUGGACGCCGCCUCGACUAGCACAUCGCCAUCCUGUGCUCUGAUGGAACACGCACCAAGCCCGGCGGCUACGGUGUCCUCUGCGUCGGUAAAUACCGUGCAACCGACUGGCCCUGUCGGAGAACCACCGCUGACGCAACGGGUCGGUGUACUGCAACAAAGGCUUGGUCUUCCUGGUGACUGUCAAUUGGAGUUUGUAAAUGGCGGCCAUGGAAUUAAAAAUCCUCUGGCGAUCGAGGGUCAGAGACAGGCUGCGGCUACUCGCGAGGAAGAGAGAGCAGCUCGACCUCCGCCUGGCAAGGAUGACGAUCCGAAUCGUUUCACGUGUCGCGUGUGCACCAAGAAUUUCAGCUUGCAAAGACUUUUGAAUCGUCACAUGAAAUGCCACAGCGACGUAAAACGUUAUUUAUGCACAUUCUGUGGCAAGGGUUUCAAUGACACGUUCGAUUUGAAGAGGCACACCAGGACACACACCGGUGUUCGUCCGUACAAGUGUAAUCUCUGCGAAAAGAGCUUCACGCAGAGGUGCUCUUUGGAAAGUCACUGCCUUAAGGUUCACGGUGUUCAACAUCAAUACGCAUAUAAGGAACGUCGCACAAAGGUAUACGUAUGCGAAGAAUGCGGUCACACAACGCAGGAGCCGGAGGUCCAUUACCUACAUCUGAAAGAUAAACACCCAUACAGCCCAGCUUUGUUGAAGUUCUAUGAUAAGCGACAUUUCAAAUUCACCAACAGCAAUUUUGCCAACAUGUUGCUCCAGGGUACGUGAAGAGAGACGAGGAAAAAGAAAUCCGAUAUUCGAACAAAAAGAAUAGCAGAAGCAAGAACACGAAAUUGUUCUUCGUCAUGUAACUCUUCAGGGUGGCCUGUUGCAACGGGACUCGCGGAAUACGGACAGCUGCGUAAAAUCAGCCUCGAAAAGCCUCGAAGCACCUCUUCAACGUGCCACGACAUUGUUGCACCUGAGUCGAACUUCCAGCUUGUGAUGAUGACUACAAAGACAGCGGGAAGAGGAAGAAGAGGGAAAAGAAACGAAAAAAAGAAGAACGAAGAGGGAGGCUGACUACGAUUUUUUAGCUACUCAACUGGAAGGCCAUCAAACGCAUCUUGAAAUAAACGUCGCGCGAAAAGUACCUGCAGAUGGCCCCCUUAAGCGGUGAUACACGACGGCGUCGAGGGCCGAUGACGAUCAGAUUAAUUGCGAUUAAUCUCAUAAUUAUCCACAAGAUUUGUACUGACUCAUGAAUCCCAGAAUAUACGGAUAAAAAAAAUAAAAAGAAAGAAAGCACAUUUGCAUACACAGUAUUGACUUAUUGAGUACACGAUAACUGACGCAUAAGGUUUCAUCAACCACAUAUAGGUAGAUAUAUAAUAUAUGUAUAUGUGUAGACUAUGAUAUUUAGGUUACAGAAAGAGACGAAAGUCAAAGUUGCGAAGAAAAAGAAAAAUUAUACCCAAAGACUCGGAUCGAACGUUUCAGGAAUGAUGAUCAUUUCUUCUCGUCGACAAGAUUUCCUUACCGCGAGAUGGGAUUACGCGGUCCCUUUUAGAACGAUUUUUUUUUUCUUUUAGCGAUACACGGCAAGUUACGUUGCUUUCCGACUUAGAGGGUAAACAAUUACGUAGAAGUAUCUGACAUUUGCACGAGACCUGUGUCAGGUAUUUCUCAAAUUUUCGUUACACCGAGAUAACGAUACAUAUUUUGGUAAACAUAUCGUGUCUUGAGGUAAUUGUUCUUAUUUCCAAUCGUUGCGUUUCGACUGAGGCAUUUCGGAGAAAAGGAGAAUGCAAAAAGAAAUUUUUUGUUUGUUCUUUUCUUUUAAAUAAUAGACGCCUAUCGGUACGCGCUUUGGGAAAUCUGUGAUAUAAUAACAAUUUUACUCAUUCCUCCGCGCACAGGAUUUCGCUUAUUGCACCUUGGUUCUUUCAUGGGACGAGCACUGUCAUAGUAAAGUGAGAUUACACGAUACACAUAUACACAUUUCUUCACAGUGUUUUCUGUAUACAGAAAAUCCCCUUCUUCUAUUUAUUUUCCGAUUUCAAUCGUUGAUAUUUUUUUUUAUUUUAAAUCCGAUAUGAUUCAUUUUAUAUAUCAAAGGUUUUAUUACUUUUAAUUUCUUAGUAAAAUUAAUAUAUUGACAAACGCCAAAAAGGCAGUGCAUAAACAGACAAAUAUAAUGGGGUUUCGUGCAAUUCUAUGGUGGUAGGUUAUAUGAUUACUUGGGCGACACAUGUAUAACAGCGUACGAAUCUGUUCGCGAUUCGAUUUAUCAAUAAAGUAACAAUCCGAAUCAUCAUCGAGGCACUUAUACAUAAUUUCGCGAAAGCUUAAAAGUCCAGGUUAUACAAAUAGGAAAAUCUGCUGGUAGCAAACCGAAUUGUACUCUGCGAAACGGGUAUAUACUUUUUUAGAAACACCAAUUGGUUUCUGACUAAACUGCACAAUCGAUAUAAUGUUCUUAUAAAUCUUGACCUAUCAUAUUUUGCCGUUAAACAAAUCAAUCUGUCGAAAUCUAAAUCGAUUUUAAAAUCUAAAAACCGUUUAAAAUCCUCGAGAUCUUAUCGCUGUUUUAUUGAGAUGUUAUUUGAAUAUUGGGAUAUAUACAUACUAGGACACAUUGCAGUUCAAUUACACCACUUAUUCAUUUCUUUUCACACAAGCAAAACAACAAUAUAAGAACUGAAAUAAACACAAUGAACAACACGUUUAGAAACGUACAUUUAAGUUGUGAUAUUUUCCUUUGAAUACAGAUAAGUUUCCAGCAAAUUCACAAAGUGUAAAUAGUAUUCACAUGCAGGUAAUUGUUAGAGUAUUUUCAACAUUCUUUAUCAUUUUACAGUAUAUCGUGCGGACGAAUAGCGCAACUUGUAUAUAGCAAAUAUUAAUUAGGUUGCACGAAACGAAAACAGUCUUAAAUCUUUGAUUAUCUGGUACCUUCUUUUUGUAUCGAUAAUGUAUACUAUUUUCGCUAACAUAUCUUGACAAUACUCGGGAAUUAUAAUACUUCUCGUGGUAAUCUAUUAAUUAUAACUAAUAUUACUUUAUUGCUAAUAUUAUUGUAUUUUAAUUUUAAUAUAAUAUUAUUAUUAUAUAAUUAUGAUUGUAUAAGUAUUAAUAAAUAUUAUUUCUAUUACGAUUAUUUAAUUUACGUCCAGUAUUGUUCAAAACUAGCAUUGAGAUAUUGCUACUAUCAUUAUUAAUACACAUCUCCAUUUUAUACCCACUAUCAUUUGCACCAAUAUUCACCAAUAGUUAUUUAUCUUGACCUUUCAAGACAUGUCAGGACACUCUAUCACCUUUCCCUUUUCUAGUAUUGUUGCAAUAUUAUGUUUUCCAACUGUGUAAUAUUAUGUUACUAUUAAUAUCGUUAUUUCUCCUCAAUUAAUAAUUCUGACUAUAUAUUGACUUUAUUAAUAAUUUAGAAAUAUAUAAAUAUAUAUUUGUAUAUGCAUUAUCUAUAUACCUAUAUAUCUAUACAAAUAUAUAGAUAUGCAAAUAGAUAGAUAUAUAAAUUAGAAAAAUAUAUAUAUAUAUGUCGACGUUAUCACAUGCUAUUAAUAAAGUGCGCCAUGUACGUUCGAAUUUUUGAAUGAGUGUCAAAUGACUAUCGUAUGCGUGAAAGAUAGAAAAGAGUGUGUUUCGCACGACUGUUCAAUAUACUGUGUAUGACGGAUCUUGGAGAAUUUGAAAUUUUAAAGUGUCAAGCAAUACUAAUACUGAUGUUAGUACUGAUGUUUUACACCACACAUAGACACUGAUCUAGGCUCUCAACCCUGUCGUCAUUCAUUGAUGUUAAAUUUAACGAAUUUCGAAUACGCGCUGUCUGUGUAUGUAGAAAUAGAGGAAAUAAUAAAAGUAAUAUUAUAUGCA